Molecule: messenger RNA, 1455 nt
Organism: Nothoprocta perdicaria
Lineage: Eukaryota; Metazoa; Chordata; Aves; Tinamiformes; Tinamidae
Product: ectonucleoside triphosphate diphosphohydrolase 8-like
Biological process (GO): nucleoside diphosphate catabolic process
Cellular component (GO): plasma membrane
Molecular function (GO): UDP phosphatase activity; GDP phosphatase activity
Source: RefSeq, a predicted model, not a curated record
AUGGCCAUUGAAAAGAGCCACCUGAUCUGUGCUGUAGUGGGAGUACUGGCCAUGGAGUCACUCAUUGCCAUGGAGUUCAUCUUGCUGAAGGUCAGAGGAACACCCACGGGCAAGGUUGGCAUAGUGAUUGAUGCAGGCUCGUCCCACACUUCUCUAUUCAUCUACAGAUGGGACAAAGAGAAGAACACAGUCGUGAUCAACCAGACCUUUUCCUGCAAUGUCCCAGGGCAAGGCAUAUCAAGCUAUGCCAACAAUCCUCCAAAAGCUGGUGCAUCCCUAAAAGGGUGUCUGGACAAAGCUCUGGACGUCAUUCCCAUUGCCAAAGGGCGAGAGGUAUCAGCUUUUCUCGGAGCAACAGCAGGCAUGAGACUCCUGAGGGAAAAGAACAGCUCUGCUGCAGAUCAAAUCAUGGUUGGAAUUGCUAAGAUCAUGAAAGAGUAUCCUGUGGAUUUCCAUGGGGCUCGAAUUAUCACAGGCCAAGAGGAAGGAGCUUAUAGCUGGAUGGCCAUUAACUACCUAAGAGAUUCCUUCCCUAAGAACCCCUCCAAAGAAGACACACAGGACCCUCCAGAAAUGGCCAACACUUUUGGAGCUCUGGAUCUUGGAGGGGAAUCCACUCAAAUCAGCUUUAUCCCAAAAAGUUCAGUUAUGAAGCGGAAGGAAGUUUCCAAGGUCACACUUUAUGGGUAUAACUACAAUAUUUACACCCAGAGCUACCUCUGCUAUGGACAAAACGAGGUGCUGAAGCGCCUGACAAAGACAUUAAUUGAGGAGUCGCAUUCCAGAACACAAGUGGGACACCCUUGCUACCCUAGAAACUACAAGGAAACUAUCUGGUUGUCUUCUUUACACACCACAACCUGUACAAGGCAGAAUAACCUACAGACACCUCUUGCUGACAGAAGAGUGACCCUAGAGGGCAAAGGAAAUGGGAAACGGUGCCGGGCUCUCUUGCGGAAUCUGUUGAAUAUCUCAACAUGCAGCCAGAGUCAGGACUGCAUCUUCGACGGUGCCUACGAUCCCGCUGUCAGCGGACAGUUCUUUGCCUUCUCAGGAUUUUACUAUAACUUCAGAUUCCUCAACCUGACUAAUGGGCAGUCUCUGCUCACUGUCAGCAAAAACAUCCGGAAUUUCUGCAGAAGGAGCUGGCAAGAUCUGUCUUCUAGCUACCCAGAGGAAAAACCUGAGCGACUACGCAGCUAUUGCGCUAACRCAAACUACAUCCUCACACUCCUCCUUGAUGCCUACAAGUUUAAUGAGACCAGCUGGAACAACAUUAUCUUCCACAGGAAGGUGGGGAGCAUGGACAUCGGCUGGAGCCUGGGCUACGCGCUGAAGCUCGCAGACACACCAUGGGAGGUACUGCACUUGGUGCAGGGGCAAAAGCCCUCUGUGCGCCCUGCAGCUGUGACCUUCAUUGUGUCACUCUUGGUCUUCAUGAAGACCAGACUCUGA